AUGAUUAAAAGUUUACAAGAAGCUCCUGAAGAGCGAGCAGAAGCUCUUUUCCGGGCUGCCAAGUGUCUGAGCGAUCCUCUUAACGCUGUUGAACAUGCAGACUUCUGGAUGAUUCAAGCUUGGACAUUGAUGGCGUUUUAUAUGUUGAUUACAUCGAAGCGUAACGCGGCGUAUGCAUAUUGUGGAAUGGCCGUUCGUUCUGCAUAUUCCCUUGGUAUGCAUCAGGAAACUGAAAUGAAGUUUGAAAAUGAAACUGCAAGGCGAAAUCUCUGGAGGAGCCUUUUUGUGCUAGAUAAAUUCCUCGCCACAGCCCUUGGGCGACCCGCUGCCAUAUAUGAAGAGGACUGCUCGAGUAAUGUCCUGUAUUUACCAGCAGACCAGUCGCCCAAAUCAGGCCAAGAAGAAGAUGAUAUCAGAAAGGCUGGUCUUGAUUCAUCGGUUCGAAUCUACACGACCAUCAGCACAAUGCUCAAAAAAGUUUACUCGGAGAAGAAAGUUUCAACAAAAUUGGCCCAAGAGAUUGUUGGCGACUGCCAGCUAUGGGCUUUGAAUGCCCACCCGUCUUUAGCGGCAGAUGACCUUCUCAGCGGCAAGGCAUCCAAAGAGAUGGGAAUACCCAUCUUACACGUGCAGCUACUUCAUUACCACUCUAUCCUUCUGCUGUGCAGACCUUUUUUUAUUGACAUUUUAGUAAAGACGCGGCCAACUAUUUCCAAUGAUGGAGAGCCCUUUCAUCGGACGUUCUCGAGGGCAGAAAAGUUUUCCCAAGCAUGCGUGGCUGCGUCUACUCAUUCCGUGAUGAUUAUUCAGGCGGCAUUUGAAGCGAAGUAUUUGCCGCGGUGUAACCCGUUUAUCUUAUAUUUUCUGUUUGCAGCGACCUUGAUUAUUUUGAGUAAUGAGUUUGCUGGUUUAUACGAGAAUGAACAUUAUGCAGAGUCCGUUGGCAGCGCUAUCAAAAUCAUGGACUACUGCGCAGCCACAGAUGUUCAAGCUCAGCGAAUGCUUUACAUUCUGCAGUCGUUUUUGGCAGAUGUCGGAAAGCAUUCAAAGUCUCCGGCCGCAAGCGAGCAGUCUGAGCUCGCUCUGCCAGAUGCAUAUAUUGGUGACCCGGAAGAAGUUUUGCAUACCAGAAGACAGAGCCUCACCGCUCGACGCAAUCAGCAGGAACCCUCUACUCCCAUUGGAGGAGGGUCAUCGUCUGAUGUCAUGGAGUACUAUUCUCAUAUGGAGACAGACGCCAGCCAGUCAACUAUUGACGCCCAGGACAUGGGCCCUCUGGUGAUGAGGGGAGAGCGCUCGAUGAGCUCUGCCACUGUGCCGAGGCGCUCAAACAUUGACCGCAAUGUUUACCGGAGUGCAAAUUUGGACCUCGCUAGGAAUGAACUCAACUUUGAUGAGUUUGACCACGAUGGCACCGAGUACCAACAAAACCUGGAAUCAGACGAAAUGAAGGCUUACUCACAUGGCUACAGCUCGGCCAUGAUGUCCCAUGGGGAUCAGCCUGCUUUUCAAGUCCACCAUAGUGGUAACUUUAGGCCCUUCAACGCUCCCAACAUGCCUUCAGCGGGCAGUCACGAGGCCGGCUCAGCUCAUUUUGAUGGGCGCUAUUUAUAA
Molecule: messenger RNA, 1614 nt
Organism: Trichoderma gamsii
Lineage: Eukaryota; Fungi; Ascomycota; Sordariomycetes; Hypocreales; Hypocreaceae
Product: fungal specific transcription factor
Exons: 3
Coding region: 1-1614 (537 amino acids)
Biological process (GO): DNA-templated transcription; positive regulation of transcription from RNA polymerase II promoter by galactose
Cellular component (GO): nucleus
Molecular function (GO): DNA-binding transcription factor activity, RNA polymerase II-specific; RNA polymerase II cis-regulatory region sequence-specific DNA binding; zinc ion binding
Source: RefSeq, a predicted model, not a curated record